This is a messenger RNA of Stereum hirsutum FP-91666 SS1, 1170 nucleotides long. RefSeq lists its product as uncharacterized. The transcript has a single exon. The record is from RefSeq and is a predicted model, not a curated record. The annotation marks the transcript as partial. Gene Ontology annotation, molecular function: zinc ion binding; nucleic acid binding. Lineage: Eukaryota; Fungi; Basidiomycota; Agaricomycetes; Russulales; Stereaceae.
CUCAAUCGCCACAACUACAGCUACUGGGUCGACAAUGCUGAAGCUGUCCUCGGUUCUAAGGGUGUUUGGGGCCAAGUCGAUGGCACUGACAUCGCUCCUACCCCUCCCAACGCCUCGGCCAUGACCGCGUCCGAAGCGAAGGAGAUGAGGGAGUGGAAUCAGAGGAAGGCGAAGGCUAGUGGGGAGAUUUGCUUGUUGGUUGAGGAGAAUCAGAAGGCGCAUAUCAGGAAGGAGAAGGGAGAUCCGAAGGCGAUGUGGGAGAAGUUAGAGAGUGUCUUUGUGCAGAAGAAGACUGGUACGCGAUUCGACGCUUAUUCCGAACUCUUCUCCACUCGUCUCCAAGAGGGAGAGUCCCUCUCCGACCUCGUUGCUCGUGUCGACCUCUACAUCUCCCAUAUCAAAGAGCGCCGCCCCGCCAAGUUCUCCCUUGACGACCUCGACUCCGAAUUAUCGUCCAUGACGCUCAUCAAGGCCCUCCCUUCCGACUACAACAACUUCGUCACCUUCCUUACCCUCUCCGACGACCUCUCCCUCGACAACGUCACCCAAGCCUUCUCCAAUGAGGAGCAAUCUCGCAAACGUCGUGCCCUGCAGAAUGAAGACACUCCUGAGCUCGCUAUGGCCGCCGCUCUCAAGCCCCUUUGCUACUUCUGCGACUCUCCCUCCCACAUCGUUCGUGAUUGUCCUGAGAUGAAGUCUGCGUCGUCAUUGGCCAAGCAGAAGUCGUCUGGAUCGUCUACGUCGUCGUCAUCGCAUUCUGGAGGCCAAGGGAAGCGUGGGGGUCGUGGUAGAGGUAGAGGGAAGGGCGCGAACGCGAAUGAAGCCCAAGGAGGGGCUUCUACGCCGUCGGCUGGUUCGGGAGAGACUCCUAAGGAGGAGAAAGCCGGUCAUGCAAGUGCUCUUUCAUCAUCAGCUCGCCCCGCUUGGCUCCGUUCUCGUGCAGCCACUGACUGGAACACAGACACAGGCGCCUCUUCACACAUGAUCCCUCAUCGCCAUUGGUUCUGCUCGUACUCUCCCCACGUCGUGCCCGUUCGUUUGGCCGACGAUUCAGUGAUCUAUUCUCAGGGGAUGGGGUCUAUCGAGUUCGUUCCUAUUGUCAGUGGUAGAGAGUUGCGUCCUGUAGUGUUCCAUGACGUCCUGCACGUUCCCAAGCUCGCCUCGAAUCUA